CUGACUCUUACCCCACAGAAACCGACCAUCCAGCUCACAGCUCGUAGCCCGGAUUUCACAACCGCCCAAAUGCCCACCACAGAAGAAGUCUACUCGACUGCCAAUACCCCUUCUCUUCCGGAGCACAUCCAAACCCAGGCCAUCAAGGUUUGCUCGCGCUGUCGCUGCCCGCUGUCGCUCGACUCGACAGACUCGACUCCUUCCGUUUUUGUUGACGACCAGGAUGCCAACAUUAUCUGUGUGACAUGUCGCGAGAGGGCACCCUGUUCCCCACCCAAUUCCUCCAUCGAUUUUUUCACCAAUAUAGAUGCACCUUUCUCUCGGAACCUGCCUCGCAAUGUCCACCCCCAAUUUCAUUCCAACCGUCAUUUCGCAGUCCCUGACGCCGUGUUCGACGAAGAUACUGAUAUGGAUUCAUCUCCCGCUUCAAGUCUCCUGCUCUCACCAUCUUUGCCAGCACCCACACAUCUUCAUUCCCAUAGCGCAUCUACCAAUGCGGUCGCUGCCUCUACUAAGUAUCCAUCCUCUGCUGACAUCGAUGAGGAUGCCGGGAUACUUUCCAGGGCAAAGCUACAUCAACAGAAUGAUCUUGUCCCUCAUGAUUCCUUUCAACCUCGCUCGCGAAUUCAGUAUUCCUCCCCCGAUCCUUUGGCUGAUAUCACCCGCAUUCGAGUGCGUUCUCAGAGACACCACUGCUUGUACCCUGGGGCAGUAUUUCAAGGAACACAAAAGAGUGGACGGAAUAGUUACGAUGUAACUGUCAAUAUCGUAGACGUUGACUUCUCCUCUUCCUUCCUUUGCGGCUAUCUCUGCAUCAGAGGAUUAACAGAUGACUGGCCAGAACUUACGACAUACUUUGAUGCUGAAAUAAUAGGCAGUCGUUAUGGGUUUUUAACUCAAAACUGGGGCGCGAACGAACAGGAGGACAUGGUCCAUUGGCAACGCUUUCCCGCUUUCAGACACGUCAAGAAUGAGCUCCGGAAGCCUCAUCUCACCGUACCUGACAGAGACCGGGGUGCCGUCUUUAUGCGAUGGAAGGAGAAGUUUUUAGUCCCAGAUCAUCGUGUACAGGACAUCAAUGGGGCUAGCUUCGCAGGAUUCUACUAUGUCUGUGUAGAUUUCAACCACCAAACUUCUUCCAUGCCUUUGUGCCCUGUCCCUCAAUCUGCACCCCUGUCAGGAGACGAGCAUGAUUUAGCGAUGGCCAUGCCUCCACCUAAGCCAGAGACCUACUCUCCCGUGCGUCGUCGAAGAGAUUCCAGCGUUCGUCGCAACGGAAGAGGCACUUCCAGUGGACCCCGUUCCCCCCCUGUGGCAACCAUGAGCGGGUUCUACUUCCAUCAGAAUUCAGAACCAUAUCAGCAACUGACGCUGUCUCAUAUUUCGGAGCGCAGCAAUUCAAGCUUUGAGUUCCGAUGAAAGUUUAUCUGAGCUAUUCCCGUAUAUUCUUCGCGCGUUUUAUGCGAGUUUGCGCCGCUGUCCUUCUGUCACCUCUUACCCCCCUUCACCUUCCUUCGCAUCCUUUCAUGGUAAUACUCCACGUGUAUAAUGCAUAUGUGCUGAUUCGCCUGCGCAUGCCUCAAUAUUAUCUAUCAAGUU
This is a messenger RNA of Coniophora puteana RWD-64-598 SS2, 1599 nucleotides long. RefSeq lists its product as uncharacterized. The record is from RefSeq and is a predicted model, not a curated record. Gene Ontology annotation, cellular component: extrinsic component of membrane; GID complex. The coding region runs from base 70 to 1419 and encodes 449 amino acids. Gene Ontology annotation, biological process: negative regulation of gluconeogenesis; proteasome-mediated ubiquitin-dependent protein catabolic process; protein targeting to vacuole. Lineage: Eukaryota; Fungi; Basidiomycota; Agaricomycetes; Boletales; Coniophoraceae. The transcript is spliced from 4 exons.